AUGAUAGAGCCCACCACUUCGAGUGAGCCAGUUGAGGAUGCAGCCACUGUGCCAGCCUUUAAUGAGCUACUGGAUUCUCUCAGAGACAGCGUAGAGUUGAAAGUGAAUAAGCGCGGUCCGGAAUUGGAGGAAUUACCAGUAACAGGGACACCCACUAGUUCUGUUCCCUCCUCUAGUCCGCUGCCGACUACGCAGGCUUCGCCGCCUUCGUCAGCACCUGAAAACUUUACGGAGACCCUGGAAAAUCGUAAGGAAACUGAACUACCUACACCUCCUACGAGAGUCAACCAGACCUUCAGUCCAAGCCAGCUGACAUUUCGUUGUCAUUCUGCCUGUCCCGUCUACAAGAACAAGCUGCAUAAAUGUCAACAGCGCGAGUGCAAUGGCCCAAAUCGCUGUUACAGAUGUGACCAAGCCGGAAUCACUCCACACGUUCUGGCAAAACGCGAUUUCUGUGAAGGUUGCUGUCACGAGGAGUGCGCUGGCGGCUGCAACGGAUCUCGCGCAAGCGACUGCUUUGUACGUUUUGACAGCGCAGUCAAUUGA
Dibothriocephalus latus is the source of this 546-nucleotide messenger RNA. NCBI's taxonomy places the organism in Eukaryota, Metazoa, Platyhelminthes, Cestoda, Diphyllobothriidea, Diphyllobothriidae. The record is from the annotation of a GenBank genome assembly.